Adineta ricciae is the source of this 1485-nucleotide messenger RNA. The record is from the annotation of a GenBank genome assembly. Lineage: Eukaryota; Metazoa; Rotifera; Eurotatoria; Adinetida; Adinetidae.
AUGAGUCAAAAUUAUCAACGAAGACAAGUUUCUUCUACACGACGACAAUCCACAACUUUACCGGUUUUUCUUCGAGAUUUCGAUGAAGCUAAUCUUGAACGUCGUUUAAGUACCUGUGUCAACGCUCAACGACGUUUAUCAACUGUUUCUCAGCUGUAUGUACCACAUGGAACUGAAUAUCAUCCUCAAGAACAUGUACCACCAACAGGACCCGAAGCUCACCAACCCUUUCUUGUUACAUCAGUUGACGAUGAAUAUACACCAGACGGACGUCGUUUGUCUAUUAUAUCUCAUCGAUUUGAAGCAAUCCCCGAAGACACGAGUGAAUCGAUUGCAGAAUCUAAACUAGGAAAACUAAGUAAAUUUCAUCGGAAUGUUCUGUUCGUCUGUGAACCUCUUAUAAGCGGGUUAAUUAUCUUUCCGAUCCUUGUUCUUUUCUGGGAAUGUGGCUGGAAUCUUGUUCUGAUUCUUCUCAAUAUCUUGAAUGGAUUCGAUGUUAACCUACAUUUGGAUGAAAUGACCCAAGAAGAUUUCGAAUCUUAUACAUGGCAAUCUUUACUUGGCCCCUAUUUGAUUGCUCAAGUUAUUCUUCUCGUCUACUAUCUUGGACAAGAUAAAAUUCAUCAUUUUCUCAAAACUCAACAUUGGCUUAUUCGAACCAUUAUUUUGAAACUGCACAUUCUUGUGUUAGCUUCGUGUUAUAUUGUCCAGUGGGAAAUGUUAUGGACUAUUUGGGAUCAGUUUACUCCUCAUGAGUGGUAUUUCGAGACUACCGUAUCAAUCGCAUCAUUGUUUGCUUUGAUUGUCUUCAUUGGGCAUCUAUCUGAUCUAGUUUGUUCGCCAUUCGUUUUUAGUUAUGAUUCGAUCGAGUAUUGCGUCUUCUUUGGCUGCCCUCUACUUACACGAGAAAUGAAAACAUGGAAAAUCAAUUUUAUUAAUUAUAUUUUGUAUGAAAUUAUCAUUUCUAAUUUAUCAAUAAUGACAUGGCGUGGGUUUUAUCAUUGUCUGGAUGAAUAUCUGUAUCCGGAUGAUGUAGCUUUAUCCGCUGGAAUUUGUUUGAUUCUUGGAUAUGUUCUCUAUUUUCCACUAAUGUAUUUUCAAACAUAUUUAGAAGAAUUGAAUCUGAAAUACGAAUUUUGGACAUUUGUGUCAAUCAAUUUUCCUCAAUUCUACCGAAAUAUUCGCCAUUUACUAGCGUUUGUAUCAUGCGUGUUUGCGUGGCGUGGUUACUGGGUUCUCUGUGAUGCUUAUGUCGAUAUAUUCUAUGAUUACUAUCUAACAUAUUUAUUUUUAUAUCUUCUAUCCUUUGCAGUUUUAUGUCUCCUUCAAACAGCAUCUUCAACCAAUGGACCACUAAGCAAUAUGGAGAAUGAGCAUAAUUUCUUUCCACUGUAUCCUCAUUGUUACGUCUCGACGGUUCAUGGAAAGAUUUUAGAUCAUCCGUAUUUUCAGUCGCAACCUGUGGAAGAAAAUACACAACUAUGA